Messenger RNA from Lasiodiplodia theobromae, 360 nucleotides. Its product is annotated as CBP4 domain-containing protein. Gene Ontology annotation, cellular component: mitochondrial membrane. The record is from RefSeq and is a predicted model, not a curated record. NCBI's taxonomy places the organism in Eukaryota, Fungi, Ascomycota, Dothideomycetes, Botryosphaeriales, Botryosphaeriaceae. Gene Ontology annotation, biological process: mitochondrial respiratory chain complex III assembly. Bases 1 to 360 code for a protein of 119 amino acids. The transcript has 4 exons.
AUGCCUGGGGCCUCGACCUACUUCAAGAUGUUCGCCGCGGGCGCUGUGUUGUGCAUCGGAGGACCCGCACUUACCUACUAUGUAACGCCCACCGAGGAGGAGCUGUUCAAGAGAUACAACCCGGAGCUGCAGAAGCGCUCGUUGGAGAACCGUAUCGGAAAGCAGCAGGAUUUCGACGACUUCGUCACUAGGUUAAAAGAGUAUUCCAAGUCGGACAAGCCGAUCUGGGAAGCCGCAGAGGAAGCACAGCGCAAGCACGCGGCACUGCAGCGCCAGAAGAUUCUGGACGAACAGCGCCAGUUGGCUGCUGAUGUUGAGAAGAGGCGCCAAGAGAUUCGACAGUCUGCAGGAGAGCAAUAA